Cylas formicarius (sweet potato weevil) is the source of this 5579-nucleotide messenger RNA. RefSeq names its product hippocampus abundant transcript 1 protein. Bases 114 to 1562 code for a protein of 482 amino acids. Gene Ontology annotation, biological process: transmembrane transport. Lineage: Eukaryota; Metazoa; Arthropoda; Insecta; Coleoptera; Brentidae. Gene Ontology annotation, molecular function: transmembrane transporter activity. The record is from RefSeq and is a predicted model, not a curated record. The transcript is spliced from 8 exons.
UAUGGCGAACGGACAGUUUGUCGAAAGUUCGAUACUUGAAAAACUAACGAUGCGUCGCUGUAUAGUGUAAUAGACAAAUCGCACCCUAAAUUUGAGUGAUUAGUUAAGUGAAAAUGAAGGCGAAACCUUCCAAAAGAGUGGCCGGGAUGAUAAUAAGAUCCCGAAAGACCAUCGCGAAGGAUGGUGUGGUCACGACAUCAGGAAUUGGGAGUCCGAGCCUGUACCACGCUCUGGUUGUGAUAUUUCUCGAGUUCUUCGCUUGGGGCCUGCUGACCAUGCCCUCGAUCUCAGUAUUAAACUCGACCUUCCCCGACCAUACGUUUCUCAUGAACGGCCUCAUAAUGGGCAUCAAAGGUAUACUGAGCUUCUUGAGCGCACCGUUGGUCGGCGCCCUCAGCGACGUAUGCGGAAGGAAACUGUUCCUACUAGUCACAGUAUUUUUCACUUGCCUACCCAUACCGUUGAUGACGAUCAACACGUUUUGGUUCUUCGCGAUGGUGUCGAUAUCGGGCGUGUUUGCCGUCACCUUCAGCGUGGUGUUCGCCUAUGUUGCGGAUGUGACCGACGAGAAAGAACGCUCUCUGGCUUACGGAUUGGUGAGCGGCACCUUCGCCGCCAGCAUGGUGAUAUCGCCGGCCCUGGGGGCCUAUCUCAUGGAAAGAUGGUCAGUCUCUCUAGUGGUUGCCCUCGCGACAGCGGUCGCCAUAUUGGACGUGUUUUUCAUCCUGGUCGCGGUUCCCGAGAGUCUCCCGGAAAAAGUGAGGGUCUCACCGAUCAGCUGGGAACAGGCUGAUCCGUUCUCGUCGCUCCGCAACGUCGGACAAGACCCCACCAUACUGUUGCUGUGUAUAGCGGUGUUCUUGUCGUAUCUGCCGGAGGCGGGGCAGUACAGUUGUUUGUUCGUUUACCUGAAACUCGUCAUGGGAUGGAGCGCCCCGAUGGUGGCCGUGUUCGUCGGUUUGGUCGGCCUGUUGGCCGUCAUCACACAGCUCUGUUUAGGAAUAUUAAUUAAAAAUCUAGGCGCGAAACACACCAUAAUGUUGGGAUUACUCUUCGAGAUGCUGCAACUGUUAUGGUACGGUUUCGGUACGACUACGUGGAUGAUGUGGGGUGCCGGUAUAUUGGCGUCUGUAGGUUCCAUCACGUACCCCGCAAUUUCCGCCUUCGUGUCUGUUCACAGUACCGCCGACAGGCAAGGGGUCGUACAAGGGAUGGUGACGGGUAUGAGGGGCCUGUGCAAUGGUCUCGGGCCAGCCAUGUUCGGCGUGAUCUUCUAUAUGUUCCAUGUUGACUUGAACGAGGGGGAAAACAACCAGAACGCCACACAUUCCACUAUGGUUUUCGAAACGUACACAGAGCUUGUGCCGGGGCCGCCGUUCGUUUUCGGCGCCUUCCUAGUCAUAUGCGCCAUAUUCGUUGCUUCGUUUCUCACGCCCAAAGCACAAUUAGAAACAAAUAUACCUUUAGACACGCAUUACGAGUUAGAGCGUGGCCAGAAAGUGGCCGGUACUCUCAGUCCCUUGAUUCCGACCAGGGGCGGUAUAGACGCAGCGAUACUCUAAAUGUCUGGACUUUUGUUUUUAUUUGACAUGAAACGAACCGCUGGUUUUGCACUUUUCUAAAAUGCUGGCCGGGGAUUGAGAUAGAUAUAUUUUGGGAUACGCGAGCUCGUUCGCGUGUGAACCGGACCAAGAAGAAAUAUUUUAACGCAACUUUUAUUUCUUCAAAAUAACUCCUAACUAAACAUCCAUAUGUAUCCCAAUUACAAUAUCAAAAACAAAGUAGUUUUCAAGUUCUCGGGCAUAUUAAUUGGACCAACAGUGUUUUUUUUUUAAUUACCGUUUGUACAUAGACCUUAUAAUACAGAGACAGAGUCUAUCCUAUAAGGUUCGUAAUAUUUUAAAUUUCCCUUUCAAAAUAGACAAAUGCACAGAUAUAGUUGGCGUAGUAGAUAUGUAAGGCCGCUUAAGGAGCACAUAACCUCAAACCUUAUAAAAUCAUACAGACUGAGUUCACACUUUAAAGAUUUGCCAUAUCGUGUUAAAAUUUGUGCUUUUAAAAUACGUAUUUUGAAAUAUUAGUUAACAAGCGUGUGAGCUGCAAAGGCCAAAAUUUUGCAUGUAAAAUUAAAUUAAUAUCGCAAUGAUGUCGGUUUUGUAAAUUUGAACAAUUUCACACAAGUUGAAUAGUUAUAACAAAGAACUGUGGAAUAUUCACAUCUCUUUUAAUGGAGGGUAGAAGUAAAAAACAAAACUAUUGUUUAAUUAAAAAAAAAAGGUUGGUUGGCCUCUUACAAAAUUAAACCUCUAAAAAACAGUAAAAUUUUAGCUUACUCUUACUAAAAUGAGCACUGUUUGCUGUAUAUAUUCAUGUUAUUAUUUAAAAUCCACAAAGGGAAAAUAAAUUGGAAGAGGUACGCGUUUAUUAGUUGAUAUUUACAUAACCUUUUUGUUUUGGUUCAUUUUCCAUAGUAGUUACUGAAUUAACUAAAAAAUUGACGAAAAUUUGAACAAGUUCAACAGAACAAAAUAUUUUCACUAUGCAGGUCAGUAUUCCAUCCAAAAUGCACGAGACGUCAUUAGUUUUUAUUACUUUUUAUUUUCUCAUAAAGGGUGUAUUAGAUAAAACACACAUUUCUUUUCUUUAAAUUGUUAUUUUUUAUUUUUUUUAUAGGUAGACAAAUAUGCUCUUCACGAUGAUAAAAUUUUUGAAAAUAUUUUUGUUCUGCAUAUUUGCAAGACAUUUUUUUAUUGUCUUUCGCUUUUAUUCUCUUAUUUGAUAUUAUGAACGUCAUGCGGGCAGCUAUAUCGCUUCCUAAAGCGUUACACGGCCUUGUGGUGUAUAUUUUUCCUUUUUUUUAUUGUUGUAAUUCAAAUAUGGAUGACAGGAACAUAACGAAUGAUAUUGUAAAUAUUAAUAAAAAUAAACCAUAGCGCAAAUAAAUUUUCUUGGUCCAAUUCGUAUGCGACUGGGCUCGUACGUUAUUUGUGUACAUACAGAGCGUUUUGGAAAAGUGGCGAUAGGAAAUUCGUUCUGAAAUCAUGGUUUGGCUCACUGUAAUUUGUGUACGUCUCCAUCCCAUUCAUUUGUCCGUCGAUAGCGGUUUAACGCACUUCUCCAAAAUUUUCAGAAAUGGUAAGGGUUUGAGGAAGGUCUCUCUCGUUUUGCGCGAUGAUGCCGUCAAAUGUACCGGUGACCGAGGUGAACUUUUAGUUGAUUUGGAUGUCCAUAUUGUGAUUUCAGAAUCGGUGGAGUUGCUUUUCGCGUGGAUACACUUGUCGCUAAAUUCUAAACUAACCAAAAUAUAUUAAAGUACCUCAGUGCGGAGAGCCCUUUUUGAUAUUUCAUUACUAAAAGGUCGUUCAACGUGGUCCAAAUUUGGGACCGCCCCCUUAAAACCUUCAGUUUUGUAGAACAAGCGGUAUAAGAUCAAAACUAACCAAAGUUAUAUCUCUCGUUGGGUAUGAUUCUAUAGGAGUUACCAUAAUCGAAAGCGGAUCCUUUUUGUCAGAAUUCGACAAAUAAAGAUAAUUGUUGUUAUUAAAUAUCAGCCUGUUAGCAAUCGGGUAUCGAAACGGGGCUCCGAACUGCGGACCAUUCAGUCUUUAACUGCGCACCCCACCCUGUAAUUUGUUACUUGGAUCGUAUGAGAUGCAGUGAAAAUAUUUAUUUUUAUACUGAGGUUGUGUUAAUGUAAAAAUUGUAUUUAAGUUUGCAAAGGCUCGCUUGUCGAUUGGUGGUCCAGUAGACUCUAAUUUUUCUUUUCCUGUUAUUUCAAACAAAAAGAGAAUCGUUUUUUUUUGUUGUUGUGUGGCAAUAUGGCAUUAUGUUAACUAACGACUAUUUCUUUUGAAAAGUCAAACCAAACAUCGGAAGACGCACUUGUAACCAAACACAACAAAAUAGUUGUGUAUUUUUACGAAGCGUUUAGUUAAAAGUGGCAACAUCCGGAACGCAUGUAAAAUACAACUUUCCUCGAAUUUUAAUGUUUAAAAAUUAAAGCAUAAUGAUCGAGCUCAGAAAUGUGUAGUUCUGCAAAUGCUGUAGGAUCUACUUGUACCUCAAAGUUAUCAGUUAGGUUCCUCUUCUUUUUCCACACCAAUGUCUUCAACUUUUUUAUUUCUAUUUCAUAUUCAUUUUUAAUUGUUUAUAGGCUAGCAUCAUUUCUGUCUUAUCACGAAGCUUAGUAAAAAAUCAAUGUUAGUAAAAACUGAAACAGUAAUAAUAUUAUUUGUUGGUGUUAGUGCCUCUUUAGAAGCUUCCCAUACUCAUUUAAAGGUUUAAAUACUCCCAACAACCUCUGUAAUUAACACUUGAAAAAAUCGUAUAUGUAAUAAUAAUGAUUCAAAUCAACUUGUCAGUGUCUGGCAACUUAAAGCAUUUUCCUUUUCAAUCCUUUCCUUCUUGAGAAUUUUCCUAAAUUGGCCAAUAGUCUUAGACAACAAAGAAGCGUUUGGAUAUAAUUCGUCACGUUUUCAAUGGCAGGGUAAAACGUAGAGACAUCUGUGAAAUAAUUGCGCAAGCUAAUAACACCUACGUUUCGCUAGCAUCUAUUUGGCCUGUAGCAAAGUUUUUAAACGUCAUUAUAAAAUCAUUUUUCAAGGACUUAAGUUAAUUUAAUUUCUUUAUUUUUUUUUUAAAUUUUCUAUCAAAAUUAAUUUGAUUUUAGAGUUUCAAAUAUUUGUCAGAACAUAACACUCGAUCGUAUUUUGUUUUUAUUUACUGCCGAUGAGGUUCAUUUUUAUCAUGUCAGCGUCAUCAGUUCAAAAGGUAACAUAAAGGUAAGAGGAACAUAACGAUGUAAGGUAUUUUUGAAAGGGAUGAGAUUUGUUUCCACUACUGCAAACCAGAAAUGUCGUCAAUCUAUAAGUGGGCCUUUGUCAUACCGAUUAGGUUACAGGUCAGCGGUUAUCCUACUUCUUGCUUACCAAGAAUUAUUAGAGAGUACCCAGUGUUGGUGGGGACUUGUGAGAAUUUUCGAUACAUGAACAACAAUAACCUGUUACUCUCUAACUAAUUAAUUUUAUCGGAAUAAAGGUAAAAUGAUGUUAGUUUCAGUUAGUUGAUAUAAAAAACAUUCUACUUUGUAAAUAUACAUAAUAAGUAUUUUUUAUUUAUCAUCAAGUAUUUGAUAAAUGUGCCCACUUUCUGCCUGUACAAAGUUAGUUUUAAGAAUAAACUACUGCUAGGUUAUUUAUUGCAUUUUGGUUUCCAGAACUGUCCAGCUUAAGUUGAAAAUUUAUGUUUGCCGGGUAAUUGGGAUAAUUCUUCAUUUUUAGGCUGUGGUUAUUUUAGUUUUCUGAAAACUGUGCAUAAUUUUGUAACUUUAGAACAGUAUCUUGGAACCUGUCCCGCUUAAUACCCCUACAGUUGAUUGUACUUGUGGGUAUUUGCUUCACACACUCACAGAGACACACAUAUCUGGCAUCUUUAUUGUUAAGCCUUAUUUCCCAUGAGGUCAGUUUUUGUACCAUAUUUAUUUUUAGUUUUUUUUCCUCGACUUUGUUAAUUGUUUUAAAAAGUAUUGUUAGACUUUAGAAUUGUCACCUUGAAUAAGAAAUUAAAUGACUGUUUAUCUA